CUCAAUUCGCCGAGCUGCACACGCCACGACGAUGCCGCGCUCGACCACCAAUGACCGGGACUCGGCAGACGAAGGGUCAGAUAGGAAAUCGAUAAGCAAGUGGACCCCCGAGGAAGAUUCCCUCAUGAUGGAGUUGGUGCAGACUCACGGUACCCGGCGGUGGAGUGUCAUUGGCAGUUUACUACCUGGGCGAAAUGGCAAGCAGUGCCGUGAGAGGUGGCACAAUCAACUGGAUCCAUCCAUUCGAAAGGACCCAUGGACGACUGACGAGGAAACCCUUUUAAAGGUAGCCCAUCACAAAUACGGCAACAAGUGGGCCGAAAUUGCCAAACUGCUGCCUGGCCGAACUGACAACGCGAUCAAGAACCACUGGAACUCGUAUAAGCGAAGGGGUCACCGUGCAAUGCAGCACAAAGCGAAGAUGUCGAUGCCGUCUCAACCUCACUCACACAUGGAGCCUGCGUCCAUCUUCGAGCAUUCUCCUACCAACCUGAACCGCAUUUCGAUGCUUCAUGAUCAUAUCAAGCAACAACUGCCCAUGCAAGAACAUUUCUCAUUGCUCCACGCCACAGUCACCAAACAACAACAUUUGGCCCACACCACGUUACCCCAUCACUUUCACCACCCAAUGAUGCAACACUCGCUCCAUUCCAUGCCGGUUUCAUCAACCAUGACUUCGAACGGGACGUCACUCUUUCCACUUCACCAGCAGCGUGGCCUCGUUCACAACUCCUCGACGCAAAACAAAGAAAACCAGAGUGGGUCGCAGCCGCAAUUGACAGUGUUAGCUGAUGCAGCCGCCGUUCAGACCAUCGUCCUGUAGAUCGACCGUCUCUUGAUUCGACACUUUUGUUUGCUAUAGCAAUAAACGACCCAGAUCGUCAUCGUGUGUAUCAUGCGUCUUGGGUGGUGCGAUCGCUUCUUGGCGUGUCGUCCGUGGCCAGUUCCACCCGACCGUUCCAGCUCACGUACACGCCGGGCGGCAACCAACGAAUCGCGCCAAGUGCACAGCCGAGAUUGAAUGCGGCGUCAGAUGCAGCCGGAAUGCAUGCAGGGACUCGGGCUCCCGUGCAUACAAUCGUCUGUGUUGGUGGCCGACGGGACUGGAGGUACGCGGCCGAGGUCGUCAACACCGUCGCGUCCAUGGUGAUGACCACGAACGUCGCUCGAGUCUAACGACGUACGAGUCAACCACGACCCAACAUCAUGCGCAACGUCACCCUUUGGAGGGCGACAACGAC
Aphanomyces invadans is the source of this 1241-nucleotide messenger RNA. RefSeq lists its product as hypothetical. Gene Ontology annotation, molecular function: DNA-binding transcription factor activity, RNA polymerase II-specific; RNA polymerase II cis-regulatory region sequence-specific DNA binding. The transcript has 2 exons. The record is from RefSeq and is a predicted model, not a curated record. Bases 32 to 823 code for a protein of 263 amino acids. Gene Ontology annotation, cellular component: nucleus. NCBI's taxonomy places the organism in Eukaryota, Oomycota, Saprolegniomycetes, Saprolegniales, Verrucalvaceae. Gene Ontology annotation, biological process: regulation of DNA-templated transcription.